AUGGCUGCCACCAUUGCUUCAGUCGGCUCAAGCUACGAUCGGCAAUCGGAGCUCAAAGCUUUUGACCAAACAAAAAUCGGCGUCAAAGGCCUCGUCGAUGCCGGAAUCUGGAAAAUCCCUCCCAUCUUCUUCCACCCACGGGAAACAACUCCCAAAAUAUCCACCGUUGCUAUCAAGAUUCCGGUCAUGGACCUUCAAUCGACCCAUACAGCAUCGAUGCUGUCAAGAUUCUUGUUAAUGUGUUAUCUGGUUAUUGCUAUUGCCAAUUCAAUCAGCUCCAGUAACCUGUUCUGUGAUUGUGUCCAGGGAUCCAACAUUUUGGAAGCUGACAACCUUAAGAAUGGACUACUACCAAGAGUGGUGGAUGAACUCUUUGAUUCUAUAAACUUUUGUGGUGAAGAAACUGCUUACAAGAUCAAACUUUCAAUGAUCUCGACACUAGAUGGAGAAGAAGCAUUAAAAGUCUUAUGUGGUGGGAUAGCUAACAGAGCUGUUGGAGAGACUCAGAUUAAUGCUGGAAGCAGUAGAAGUCAUUGCAUGUACAUGUUUACUAUUCGGAAAGAAGUAACAAAUGAGAACAGGGUGAGCAGUGGAAAGGUUGUUCUUGUGGAUUUGGUAGGAUAUGUGAAGGUUGAGAAGACAGGUGCUGAAGGGAAAGUUCUAGAAGAAGCCAAAUCCAUUAACAAAUCACUUUCUGCACGUGGAAAUAUUUUGGAAUUUGUACAUGGUGACAAAAGUGUGGCAGAAUUGAUGGAUGUUGGGAGACAAGUUUUAGGAAGGAGACAACUUCUUCCAACAGUUCCACACCUUUUGGAUUCUGUCCAGGUAGAGGGAACCUUUCCUGAUGGAACAAAGUUAAUUACUGUACAUGAUCCAGUAUCCUAUGAAAAUGGAAAUCUUGAAAUGGCUUUACAUGGAUCUUUUCUUCCAGUUCCUUCACUUGAAAAGUUUCCAAAUAUAGAAAGUUGUAAGCUUCCUGGAGAACUAAUCUUCAGACAUGGAUAUACAAUGCUUAAUUCUGGAAGGGAGGCAGUAGUCCUUAAAGUAACUAACAAUGGAGAUAGACCAAUACAGGUUGGAAGCCAUUAUCAUUUUAUCGAGGUCAAUCCAAGUUUGAUUUUUGAUCGAAGAAAAGCAUAUGGCAUGAGAUUAAAUAUACUCGUAGGAACAGCUACCAGAUUUGAGCCAUGGGAUGCAAAAUCUCUCACCCUUGUAAAAAUUGGUGGCAUGCAAGUAAUAAGAGGAGGUAAUGCAAUCGUAGACAGCCCUGUCACUGAUUCCAAUGUCAAAACUGUAAUAGAAUCAGCCCUGUCACUAGCUUACAAAAUGGCAUGUCAGACAUAUGCAAAUUGA
This is a messenger RNA of Lactuca virosa, 1353 nucleotides long. The record is from the annotation of a GenBank genome assembly. NCBI's taxonomy places the organism in Eukaryota, Viridiplantae, Streptophyta, Magnoliopsida, Asterales, Asteraceae.